This is a messenger RNA of Camellia sinensis, 1051 nucleotides long. Lineage: Eukaryota; Viridiplantae; Streptophyta; Magnoliopsida; Ericales; Theaceae. The record is from RefSeq and is a predicted model, not a curated record.
CAGUCCCACUAGGGUUUUUAAGACUUGUACUACGCAACUCACACUUAUCUCUGCUGCUCCGACUAGGGUUUAUAGACCCCCACAAUUUUUGUCUCUGUUUCUCUCUCUCUAAGUUUAUUGUUGUUGUAAGAUCUAAUUAUGGAGUGAACCAAUAACUAGGGUUUCCUGGUUGCUUCUGAAACUCCAAAAGCUUCGAGCUUUUACAUCGCUAUGUAUCUGUAAAAACAUAUAUUGAACUAUAUAACAAUGGCGACCACAAACCUUUUUGAUCUUCUUGGCGACGAUGAAAACGACGACCCCAAUCAGCUCCUCCAGAAGCUCCCUCCCCCUCCGAAGAAAGCCCCAGCUCCGGCUCAGUCCGCCGCCGCUACUCAGCCGGCUAAGCUGCCCUCCAAGCCUCUCCCUCCAGCUCAGGCCGCGCAUUACCAUUGUGAAGGUCAUUGAGAAUGAGUGGUUUAAGAAGGGAUAUAAGCCUCGUAUUUUUGCAAACGAGGAUGUUAGUCUCGACGAUGUGGAUGCUAUUUUCAAUGAAUCAAGGGACACUCAAAACCUUCUCAUGGAAAGACAGGAAGAACAACCUGUGAAUCCUGUCUCUAUGAACGCUUUUGAAUACUUAUAUCUAAAUCUUAGGGUCUCAACCUCAGUUCUCUGUUUGAAAAGCAAAUGGUGAAACGAUGACAACCCUUCUCAGUGAUAAAUGUACUAAGUUAUUGUAUGAACAAUACAAAACUAGGUUAUUUGUAGCCACUGCAAGUACCAAAUGGCAGUGCUGCUCCAAAGUCACGCAUUCCUCAAAUGGUUGCUCAAACACUGGGUUUUGGCCAAAAACAUAAUGCAACUGUUGAUAUACCGUUGGAUUCAAUGAAUGAUCCUAAGAAAAAGGAGAAGGAAUUUUCAGCUUGGGAAGCGGAUCUAAAAAGGAGAGAACGUGUUUGUUUUGCCUUUCAUUAUUGAGAAUAUACUUGCAACUGUACCUCAUAAAUCUGUUUAUAUUUUCUUAUUUGUAAAUUACUUAUUUGACUGCCUUCAAAAUAACAACCAGAGUUCUUCA